UCUCUCUUACCCACCCUCCUCCCUCUCUCUCUCGGCUGUCCUUGACGGUGCUCUGUGGCAAAGCAGAGCACUGUAGUGCUGGGUUGUGCAGGAGGAAGCAGGCAGCCAGCCUUUGCCCAGUGGAUACAUACUGUUCUGUCUCUUCCAACGCUGCUGCCGUUACCCGGGAUACGCAGUCGGGCCUGCCGUGCUGCCAGGGGAGUCGAGGGCUAAUGCCAGUCUGCCAUGACGGCUGAGUGCCAACCUAAGGGGAACGCGUUUUAAAGUGCCCAUUGCGCCAUGUCCGCCACACAGCUGGAGGAGACAGAAAAUGUUUUCGACCUGAACGAGGCCAUCCCAGAGACAGAGCUGCUGGACAACAGCAUACAGAAGGGGCGUGCCCAGCUGUCCGUCAAAGCCAGGAGGCACCGCCCCUCUCGCUCUCGCUUCCGAGACAGCGUCAGCUCCACAGAGGGAGAUGACAGUCUUGAGAGGAAGUGUCUGGACAGCCCAUUGCACUCCGUCCGUUCCCCCCUCCACUCCACCCUGCGAGGAGGCUCCUCCCCUUCGCCUGAUUCGCUCCUCUCCUCGUCCUCCCCUUGUCCCACCUGUCCCACCUUACGGAGCCCCGUCUUCUCCUUCGACACCUCCCCUUACGGCGCUCCCCGGAGGAGGGCGGGACCGGUUCGGACUGCUCGCCUGUUUACAUUCGACGGCACGACGCCCAGCAGUGAGGCAACCACCAUUACUGCCAUACCAUUAAGGCCACACCAACAUGUUGGUAAUGGUGAGUUAAUGUAUCAAAAAAUGCUUUGUCUAAUCAUUAAUGUGCCAAUUGCCAGUUUUCAUUGUUUCUCAGUGUUAGUUUCAGAAAACAGUCGAGACACCAGCCCGGCCGACCCCGGCAACAACAGCCUUAUCUUCGACAAGAAGACAAAGAGGAGGUUCUUGGACCUGGGGGUCACGUUGAGACGCUCCUAUGUGAGAGUCAGAAAAGACAAGUCAAACAGACUGUCAAUGGGAAGCCGGGAGUCAUCUGAGAGCCCGUCCAGGUCCUCUGGCUCGUUCGUGCCUUUCUCCUGGUUCACUGACAGCGCCAGGGGCUCUGUGUCCUCCGGGGCAACCCCGCCCUGCUCCCCCAAACUGGUCUCACAGGACUGCAGCCCCCGCAAGUCCAACUCUCAGGAGUCUGCCCUGAGUGAUGAGUUCUCUCCGCCCCCCCGUAGUCCCCCCCACGCCUCCAGUGGGACCACAGCCGACUCGUCCUCCCGCUCCUCACAACGCUACCAGACCCUCUCCCAGUCCUCAGACGAGCCUAUUGACGAGCCACUGUGCCUAGUGUCGUCGUGGAGCACCCAGCAGGUGUGCCAGUGGCUGAAGGGGUUGAACAUGGAGCAGUACAUCUCAGAGUUCACUGCCAGGGACAUCGACGGGGAGCAGCUCCUCCUGAUGGACGGCACCAAGCUCAAGGGUUUGGGAGUGAACAGUUCGACGGACCGCAGUGUCCUGAAAAGGCGGAUCAAAGACAUUCACACAGCAGCGGAAAAGGAGCGCAAGGCUCUGGACAAACUGGAACGCCAGAAAGAGAAACAGCGCAAAAAGGAACAGGAACUACGCAGGCUAAACACAAGCUAGACAUAACCACCAGAUGGCGCUAAAUGACCACAGAAAUACUCCUGACUAGAAACUGGUGCUGGGGGACCAUCUCCAACUUUCACAUUAUCAUGAUAGCAUUGAUGCUAAGUGGAGUUUUGUGCAAAACGUUGGAAUUUGCACAUAGACUUUUGUACUGUACCUCCGGUUUGGAUGUGAGGCUUUGAACCCUGUGAUGGGCGGGACAGUGUGUUGUCUAUCACUGACACAUGAUCAAUAACAGAAUGAAAGCUCCAUUAACUUCUUGUCAAACGGCUUUAUUUUAGACCAAGAUCACGGCAGGACUGUCCAUUUCUAAUUUGGGUCCAGAGGUGAAAAAGCUUAAAAAACCCGUGUUUGAGACCAAUCAAUCAGUGGUUGACGCAACAUGAUAGGUCCCGCCCAUAUUUGGGUUCACACGUCUCAUUCUUCCUGGCUGUGACAAAUGUGUUCUUCUUUGUCAAUCAGUAAGGUUAUCCACCCUUGUGGAAAAUGACAAAUAUUUUGUUACUCGAAAUGAAUAUGUGUUAUAUGUGACUUCUACACACAUUCAAUGCAUUGACAAAAUCAUACUUUUCCCAUAACAUUUGACUGUACUCGCAUACAGAACAUUCUAGCAAAUAACACACUAUCAAAACCUAAACCAUGGUCUGAGUUAUUAUAGGAAUAAUAUAAUUACAGAAAUUAGCAUUUAUUUAUUUUACAAAGAAUAUAAUCACAGAAUUGAGCUUUUUUUUUUAAAUCUCAUAACCACAAGCCAGUAACACCCAACCACAUUCAUAUUGUAGUAUGCAUCAAUACUCUGUAAGCCACUGUCAAUGGACAGGAGUUAAACUUGAAGUAACAUGAAGAUUUGUCCAGGACAUUGUCAAGAUAAGACGCUGAUGAGACAGAUGUGCUUUUUGAGCAUAUUUAUAAAUACUGUAUGUUUGUGGUGUACGUGCAUGUUUGUGACGUACGAUAUUCUGUCUGUUUAUGUGUACAUAUGUGCUAUCUGAGGUAAUUUAUUUGGUAACGACUGUAUGGGGAUGGGACUGGCUCUCCUGAAAGGAGUCUUCUGAGGUGGCCACUUUAGAAUUCUGGGUGUUGUCAAUCUUCUGUCUCUACUCCCACGUUGCACCAAUCGUCAUCUUAGACGUUUUUGUCUUGAGAGACUCGAAGUUUUUGAAUCCUGCUGGAACAAGACAAGAAAGACACAUCGAUCCUCUUUGGAGGAUUCAGCGCCCCGUAUACUAUCCAAGCAUACUAUCCAAACCGUAUUCCCAUUUUGCCCAGUUUUCAUAUGGAAUUCUUGGACUGGUUUGUGGUCAGUAGAAUCAUUGACAUGGACAUUAGCUCCGGGUUUUACACAUACAUGAUCCUUAGGACUCGUUCCUUGAUUUCCGUCCUCCCAUGAUGCGGUUGGUUCAUUUAUGUUCAACUCCUGUGUCAAAUGGAAAUAUGUAUUAAAUAUGUUUUAAAAUGCAGAAUGCAUGUCAGCACUCCCAAACUU
Messenger RNA from Salvelinus sp. IW2-2015, 3103 nucleotides. Lineage: Eukaryota; Metazoa; Chordata; Actinopteri; Salmoniformes; Salmonidae. The record is from RefSeq and is a predicted model, not a curated record.